CACAGACUCUCAUCAGAUUCUCACGUGUGGAUGCGCGCACAAGCCUUCCUUGCAUGCAAACUUUAGUUCUUUUGCCAUCAUGGCUUCAAAGGAUGAGACACAUGAGCAAGUCGGCUGAUAGAUAGCGGCCUUUGCGCUACAUCCGCCCGGCACGCACACGCAGCCAGCCAGCCAGCCAGCCAUUUAUCUACCAGCCGAUGGAUGGAUGGACGGAUGGAAGCAGUGACACCACUUCACUUCAUGCACAAACGAGCAAGCCAACAGAACGAAGCAAGACUCGACAGCACAAGAAGACUUGACUCACACAGACAAAGAGAAAGCCUCAAUCCCACCGAGCAAUUUUGAGGGGUACAAGCGCAGCCCGCAGCGCAUGAGGCGACAAGUGAUCGCUCUCCUCACCCAUAACUCUAUCGAUCCACCUUGCCCACAUUGCCCCCCACCCACCCCCACCGACCCACCAACACACCAUUCACCGGAGAAAUGCUCUGCUGACGUCAUCCCUGACCUCGACAUCUGGGCCGUUCAUAUUGUUCUGCCCCGACGGCCCUUGCCCCUGGCUCACCUUGAACUCGUGCAGCGGACUGAUCGUUGGCGUGAUCGGCUCCUGCUGCCGGUGCUGGUGCUGAUGCUGCUGGUGCUGCUGCUGACGAACACCCUUCCCCUGUGGUGCUGCAUGUGGGUUAUGUGGAUGAUGGGCACCACCAGCAGCAGCGUGUGUCAUCUUGAAGGUGAGCAGAGGUGGAGGGUGCCGCCGGUGGUGCAGUGUGUUGCCGAUCUCCAGACCCAGCGCGUCCACGGGGUCGUUCUCCAUCAUUUGGUGUGUCUCCUCUGGGAUGUCGAGGGCCCUCCACAUCCAGCUGUGCUGGUCGAUCAGCUGGUACACCACCUGCUGCGUGUCGACGUCAAUGCUCGUGGCCCAACGCGACAGUGGCAGCUGACCCCACUUGGCCGCAAACAUGGGGGCCGGCUUGAGGCUUGAUGACGGUCCAGGUCCAGACGCAGACCCAGGAGAGGAAGAGGUCUUCUGGUCUGUUUGGUCAAGGAAACCUUCGCGAACUGGCGACCAGUGAGGGUCGUGGGAGACGGGUGGCGAGUCGGCGCCCUGCGAGCACCCCGUGCUGCUGUGGAUGAACAUGCACUCACUGGAGCAGAAAUCACGAACCACACUCCCACACGACUGAACAGACAGAGACACAGCAAAAGCCAGAGUGACAUGCAUCAACACCAUCUUUGCCCUAUCGCCCUUCCUGGCUUGCCUACCCCAGCACACGUCUUCCAGUCGUCCCUUGCGGGCGGCAGCAUGAUGCUGUGGCGUCGCUGGAAACACGGACGCAGGUGAAAAUACGUCUCGGACAAAUCCUGGGUCAUUCGUGAAGCCGCAAACAAACACAUCAAAGAGGAUGAGAUAUGCGAAGGAUCAUCUGCUUACCGCCGGCUCGACGUGUUCAGGAUCAAAAAUCCCCGGUGCCAGGAAGAAGUGCAGUCUCUCAUACUCCUUCAUGGGCUCCUCCCGGCACAAACCCGCCCCACAAUGCCCCGGCCAGCUCCGCCUUCUGUAAACCCCCACGGCUUCCUCACGCAGCAUCUUAAGCUUGUCCUCAACCUCCUCCAUACCAUUCUUCUCGCCAAAGACGUGCAGCAGAGACAUCUUCUCGGGCGGCGGCGGGCCCUCGAGGUCACGCGGCGCACCGCCCAUCGUCAUCAGCUCCAUCGGCUCACCCUUUGGCCGCACCCGACGAGCAUACCCACCGAGGCCCACCCGUCGUUUCGCCGAUUGUGCCGCCUGCACGGACGCCCACUUCUGUGCGGCAACCUCACAGACCGCCCGAAGGCUGUCGGUGGCGUCAUUGAAUGGAGGGGCAAGUCUUGGCGGAGGCGGGCCGUGAAUCUCGGCCUCCAGCUUCGCGACUGAGGCGGCGUUCUCCGGCCCGUUUGAAGGCUGCCGCCGCAUGUGGGUGGGGAUGCAUGCAAGCAGCUUAGUGGGGAUGGCGAUGUUGUGCUUGGACGCCUGGAGGAUAACCGCAUAGGCGCACGCGAGGAGCCGGUUGGUGAGGGCGGGGAUGGCCGAGUUGAGUAUGGAGGAGCCGGCCUGGAUGGUGGGCGCGAUCAAGUGAAGACCGCCGACCGGCUUGGCCGCCUGCACGGUAAUGGAUAUGAUCCGCUCCAGGAUGUUGACGCCGUGCUCGCCCGAGUGGGGCAGGAACUCUUCCUGGAUGGUCGAGGCGCUCAGAUAUGGGUCGGAAAGCAGCACAACCACCAGAGACGGCAGCCGGUUGGCGAGCUCGAGGUACAUGGUGGGGAGGCUCCGCGGCCCCAUGACGCUCUCGGCUUGUCUGGUUGGGGGAGGCUUGAGGCCGCCGGUUUGCUCCAUCCUCUGGGGGUUCGUGGUUCUCUCCUCGAAGUCGGCAUAGUCCUUGAUGGCAUACAUGAUGCGUGAGAGCUGCUUGAGGAUGAUGACAACCGCACAGGGCACCAGGUAGUCUCGAUCCACAUUCAUGAUCUUGAAGUUGUGCUGGCCCGGCGUCUCGCCGUCGUAGAAGCUCUUCUUCUUGAGCGACGGCGAGGACGGAUUGGAGUUGUCCGUCGAUGUGCUGGGAGCCCUUAGCGACUCGCAUGUCGACCCAGGGUUGCUCCGCCACUCCUUGCAAGGGUGUUGCCGGUCCUCGCCAAGAUGCCACAUAAGCGACCGGUGUGCUACGCCGUCAAUGUAUGGCGGGAGGAGGUAGAGCAGGCAGUCGAGGAGAUCGCGCGACAGAGCCAGGUGGUUGUUCUCGUGCACGGUGGGGAUGUGAAUCAGAGGGCACGGCCGGAUAGUCGACACGUAACUCUCAAACGAGUUGGUCGACGCUGUCCCUUCCUUGGGCGACCCCGUUGCCUCGACAGAGCCCUGUGAGCCCGACCGUGUAGUGACAGUCGCGUCGGACCCCCUCCUCUGCCCCUUUUCGCGCGCCGCUCUUAUACCCCCAGUGGAAAGCGGCCCGUUCUUGUUGAGGAACUCAACUCUUUGCAGGCUGAAGCCGUCGUAGCCGUCGGUGUAGGGGUCUGUCUUCUCCAUAUACCGCAGCUCCAUGUCAAGCGAAUGAAGGAGCAAUAGAAGCAGGGUCCGAGGAAGACCGACGUCACACAACGUGUCCAGGACCUGCAUACACGGCGGGAGGAUCGGAGACAGGGUGUGUAUGUGUCUCCGCCUGUGUGACUGUGUGUAUUGUGUGUCUCACUUACCCUUGGCGGGCCGAAGUGAAUGAUCUUGAGGAGCAGGGCCGAGGCGAGUCCUCUUAUCUCGAUGGGGGCAUUGAAGUCGCCGAAAGCGCUAAGGAUGUCGGGCAGACACACAUCUGCCAGACGGGUGGUAAGCUUCUGCCCACCAUAUGUCUCAUCGAUCUGCAAACAAGACAAGCACAGCCGGCGAAGCCCCUUCUCUCAGGCUGUCUUCUCGCCAUUUCUCCUUUCGCGCACUUGCCUGUCCGAUGAUGAGCAGCAGCGGCGGCCGAAUGGAACUCAGCGGCCCCACAGAGCGGCUCUUGAGUGCACAUGACACAGCAUUGACAAUGUCAUCCACAUCGGACGCGGGCCUCGUCUCGUCUUCCAGCUUUAUCUCCUCGGGGGCCCUCCCAUCGUUGGGUCUCGGCUUGCGGCUUACGGCGCAGGUGAUCAGAUUCUGCCACCAGCUGAUGCUGAAAGGGAGGUGCGUUUGGUGGCUGUUGCGCUGGUUGCCAUCCGCAUUCCCUCCUUCCUUCUGCUGCUGCUGCUGCUGCUGGUUGUGGGGCUGGUGGGGCUGGUGGGGCUGGUGGGGCUGGUGCUGUGGGUGGGCGGCAUGGUGGGGAACACGCUGGUGUCCCUUAUCCUCCAUUCGAUUGCGGCAGCCAGGAGGCAAACUGAUUGAACAGGCUGGGGAUGGAUGGGCGGAUCUUCUUCGGGAACCCAGAGGGAGAAUUCGCUCCAAGACUGGGGAGCUGCUCUCGACGGUGGGUGGAACAAGAC
This is a messenger RNA of Vitrella brassicaformis, 3981 nucleotides long. The record is from the annotation of a GenBank genome assembly. Lineage: Eukaryota; Vitrellaceae.